AUGCAUAGAUCAUCAUCAGCCACCACCUUCCGCACCUCCGAUGAGUAUUUCCUCAACCUAUUGCCGCCAGGGAAGCCGUCCAAACCACCACUGGAUCAUGACUUACCGGUGUACAAUCCAAUCUCUCCAAAUGGAACCAAGGAACACUAUAACUCAUCAAGGGAAAACACUAUUCAUCUCAUCCCACUUGUUUUGCUUCUUUGUGGUUUUAUUCUUUGGUUCUUUUCUCAUCCGAUUGAUGAACUCAAAGACAACCAUAUUACAAUGUAA
Lactuca virosa is the source of this 270-nucleotide messenger RNA. Lineage: Eukaryota; Viridiplantae; Streptophyta; Magnoliopsida; Asterales; Asteraceae. The record is from the annotation of a GenBank genome assembly.